Neltuma alba is the source of this 2988-nucleotide messenger RNA. RefSeq names its product mediator of RNA polymerase II transcription subunit 15a. Lineage: Eukaryota; Viridiplantae; Streptophyta; Magnoliopsida; Fabales; Fabaceae. Gene Ontology annotation, molecular function: transcription coactivator activity; chromatin DNA binding. The record is from RefSeq and is a predicted model, not a curated record. The coding region runs from base 15 to 2843 and encodes 942 amino acids. Gene Ontology annotation, biological process: regulation of DNA-templated transcription. The transcript is spliced from 10 exons.
CUACUUUAAAAUUGAUGGAUACCAAUAACUGGAGACCUACUCAAGGCACUGAACCGCCGAUGGAUACAAGUGAUUGGAGGGCUCAACUACAACCUGAUUCACGCCAGAGAAUUGUCAACAAAAUAAUGGAAACAUUGAAAAGGCAUCUUCCUAUUUCUGGUGAAGAGGGAUUACAUGAGCUUCGAAAGAUUGCUCAAAGGUUUGAAGAGAAGAUUUAUACUGCUGCGACAAGCCAGCCCGAUUAUCUGCGGAAAAUAUCUUUGAAGAUGCUUACAAUGGAGAAUAAAUCCCAGAAUAACAUGAACAACCCCGUGCCAUCAAACCAAGGUGGCCCUAGCAAUCAACCUCCCGAUGCAGGAUUCAUGCAGCCUCAAGUUCAAAAUCCAGGGCAGUCACAUCCAAUGCCUAUGCCUCAUCAACCUCAAUCACGGCAACAGAUUCUACCUCAAAAUAACAUCGUACCUCAAUCUAAUCUGUCAUCUGCAGCCACUAUAGGCCAGACUUCUAUGCAGAGCCUUGGCCAGAAUUCCAAUAUGCAGAACAUGCCUGGACAGAAUUUAGUGGGAACCACUGUUAGCCAGAAUUCUAACUUGCAGAAUAUGUUUACUAGUUCCCAGACACAAAUGCCAGGAAGGCAGCAGGUUGUUGGCCAACAGCAACCACAGAAUCCGCAGCAGUAUCUUUACCAGCAGCAGCAGCUUUUGAAGCAUAAGCUCCCACACGCACACUCACUCAUGCAAAUGCAGCAGCCGCAGCAGCAGCAGCAGCAGCUGCAGCCACAACAGCAGCAACCUCAGCCACAGCAGAAUCUUCUGCAACCGAAUCAGUUGCAGUCUAAUCAGCAAUCCGUUAUGCAAACGUCAUCUGUCAUGCAGCCUUCCAUGAUGCAAACUCCUUUACCUGGCCUUCAGCAGAAUCAACAAUCUAAUAAUGUUCAAUCGUCAACACAAUCCAUGCUUCAGCAGCAUCCCCAGUCUGUUAUGAGGCAGCAACAGAAUUCUGUUGUUCACCAGCAACAAGCACCAAUAAGCCAACAGCCAAUAUUGCCUUCGCAGCAGCAGCAGCAGCUUAUGGGGCAACAGUCAAAUGCAACAAACCUGCAACACAGUCUGCUACUUGGGCAACAAGGUGGUGUUGGUGAUAUGCAGCAACAACAGAGGUUGAUUGGACAGCAAAAUAAUAUUACAAAUCUGCAGCAGCACCAGCAACCACAACAGUUAAUUAAUUAUCAAAACAGUCUCUCAAAUAUGCAUCAACAGUUGGCAAGUAAUUUCCCCGGGCUGCAGCAGCAGCAGUUGCUUGGACCUCACUCGGGCAACUCUGGCUUACAAACUACUCAGCACUCUGCACACAUGUUGCAACAGCCAAAGGUUCCAAUGCAGCAACAGUCACAACAAAAUACAUCAAAGUUGUUACCAUCUCAAGUGCAGCAACAACAGCCACAGGCUUCACAGCAGCAAAUGAUGUCCCAGAUUCAAUCUCAUCCUGCGCAGAUGCAACAGCAAUUGGGUUUGCAGCAGCAGCCAAAUUCCUUGCCGCGAGAUAUGCAGCAAAGGCUUCAAUCAUCUGGCCCCUUAGUUCAACAGCAAAAUGUACUUGAUCAACAAAAACAGUUGUUUCAAUCACAAAGAGCCCUUCCAGAAACAUCAUCAACUUCCCUGGAUUCAACAGCACAGACUGGACAAUCAAGCGGGGGUGAUUGGCGAGAAGAAGUGUACCAAAGGAUCAAAAUCAUGAAAGAAACAUACUUGCCAGAAUUGAAUGAAAUGUACCAGAAAAUUGCUGUUAAGCUUCAGCAGCAUGAGUCCCUUCUACAACAACCAAAGACAGAGCAACUUAACAGGCUGAAGUUGUUUAAAACAAUGGUGGAGCGUAUUAUAGCAUUUCUACAAGUCCCCAAGAGCAACAUUGUACCUGGUAUGAAGGAAAAAUUGGGUCUCUAUGAGAAGCAGAUUAGUAACUUUAUAAGUUCUAAUAGGCCCCGGAAACCUCUACAGCCGGGACAACUUCCCCCUCCUUCUAUGCACUCUGUGUCACAGCCACAAUCCCAACUUGCUCUGGUGCAAUCUCAUGAAAAUCAAAUGAACUCCCAGUUGCAACCAACAAAUAUUCAAGGUUCUGUAACAGCAAUACCUCAGAAUAACAUGUCAAGUUUGCAGCACAAUUCAAUGUCUGGUGUGUCAACAGCACAGCAGAGUAUGAUGAAUCCAAUGCAACCUGGUGCCAGUUUAGAUUCAGGGCAAGGAAGUCAUUUAGACUCCCUGCAGCAGGUUCCAGCAAGCUCCCUUCAACAAAACACUGUCAGUGCACCCCAACAGAGUAACAUAUCGUCACAAGCUGGAGUAAAUGUGACCCAAUCAAACCUAAAUUCCCUUCAGUCAAGUUCCAGUAUGCUUCACCAUCCACAACUGAAACAGAAACAGGCUAAUCAUGCCCUAUCGGAAGAGAUAAGGGAGAUUAAUCAACGACUUAUAGAUACAGUUGUAGAUAUCAGUGAUGAGGAUGUUGAUCCAACUGCUGCUGCUGUUUCUGGAGGGGCUGAGGGAACCGUUGUCAAGUGUCCUAACAGUGCUGUAGCUCUCAGUCCAAGCUUGAAAUCACAAUAUGCUUCAGUGCAGAUGUCACCAAUUCAACCCCUGUGGUUGCUAGUUCCUGCAAAUUAUCCCAAUGGUUCCCCCAAACUCUUGGACAAGUUUCUAGUUGAAUCCUGCAAGGAGAGAGAAGAUUUGUCGGCGAAAGUGAAGUCAAGGUUUGGCAUAUCCCUGCGAAGCUUAUUGCAUGCUUUUAGUUUAUGUUUCCUGACUUUAUGUUGUUUCCUUUAUCUUGUGUUUUGGGCUACUUGAAUGGGGGAUUCCUUCUCAUUAACCAGGGUUAUUUCGGUUAUUUUGUAUUGAAACAUAUAUCCUCUUUAGUGAUGUUUCAGAUUUUCUUGGUCCUGAUUUUCAAAUAAGCUACUAUGUUCCUGCGCUGAAUUUAUAUUUCUCCCUC